Plasmopara halstedii is the source of this 678-nucleotide messenger RNA. RefSeq lists its product as uncharacterized. NCBI's taxonomy places the organism in Eukaryota, Oomycota, Peronosporomycetes, Peronosporales, Peronosporaceae. The transcript has 6 exons. The coding region runs from base 1 to 678 and encodes 225 amino acids. The record is from RefSeq and is a predicted model, not a curated record.
AUGCGACGUUCGAGCUUAGCAUUUUUCCUCCUAUUAAUCUUCCGGCAGGAUUUAUCUCUGUCAAAGUCUGAAGAACUUGCGGGGAAUGGUAUUGAUAAAGACUUCUCAAGUUUAAAAGCCGAAAAUUCUCAUGUCGAGCCUAACCAACUGGAUAGAGAUCAAAAUCUUUUUGAAGACGAAAAUGACGAUAACGAUGCGAGACACGCGAAGCAACGAAGAUUGAGCGAGCAGCUUAGCCAGCCAGCCGAUAGCGAUGAAGAGAACGAGGAAGCACUUCCGGUCAUUCCAGGACUGACGGAUGUCGAGCUGUUUGCUUUCAACGCAGAAUAUGCAAAGGCUGAUGUGCUUGAAAAAAUCAUUGAUUGGUCCUACGACCAGGUUGCAGACAUGUCACGGUAUCGUGACAAUUACAUUCACGUAGAAGAUUUGUAUCAAUUUCUACUAAAGACGCUGAACCCUUUGGAUGAGGAAAUUGAUGUGGAAGACGAGAAGAUUUUGACUGACGCAAUCACGGAGCUGCGCAGACAGCAAGGCUUGGUCGAUGACGAUCAGAUUCUGUAUCGAGGCUUCAUCGCACGCGGUAUGCCAUUGCGUUUUCUGCAGUCUCUGGCUCACGCAAUGCACCAGACUGUGCAAACCAGGCGUCUACAGGUCAAAGUGCGAGAUGACGAGUUGUAA